AAGAGACAUGAACAUUCCGACUCCUCUCAUUGGACAUGUCAACACAUGUGUUGACAACCUUGGAACCUAUCAUCUCAACAUCUGUUCUCGUCCAGGAAGUAAAGAAAGCUCUCAACAUAUGCACAAACAUCCGUCCACAGCAGACCUCCUUGCCGCAUCUGAGUUCUCGCCUUGAAAGAAGCUCACCCCUUUGCUACAUCAACAAGGUCAAGCUAGGGAGCUGGGCACGACACGCAUUACUCAUUCCGGUGCCGAUAUCACCAGUAUUGACCCUUCACGGUUGCAAUUCUGCAUAGGAAGAUCAAUGCAACAGGACCCUUGCAAGGAGUGACCUUGUCCUAAACCUUAUCCUUUGAACCUUUGAACCCUACACAUCACCUGCAUAAUGCCCACUUCCCCCGCAACCAGCCCGGUUCCUCCACCUGUGUUCAUGCCUCAAUUCUCCAGCACCUCGCCGGCUCCAACUCCUGUACCGAUGCCUCCUGCGAAAGAAAAGUCGGCUUCAAAGCCUAGUAAAGAUGAUGGUUCCAUUCCGGCGAUCAAAUUCCCUCUACCCAAGUUACGCCUCGAGUUACGGGAUCUCAAUCAUGCAGGAUCGCAUACUUUCUUGACCGCCGUUAUAGCGGACGAAGCUCUACAGACGGCAGUUCAAAGCGUUCUUACGCUACUAUAUGAGUCCCCCAAUUGUCCUACCACAACUCCGACUCCAACUCGAUCGGUGACCCUCAUCCUCCGUUCCAUGGAAGGUGUGGCAUAUACAACGGGUAGCGACCUUGACAAUGACCAUAAGGAGAUACAUUUAUCCCUAGAUUACAUACAGCACGAAUCAAUUAAGCCGGAGCGAAAGAAGCAUGAGAUCAUGGGUGUGUUGACUCAUGAAAUGGUGCAUUGCUACCAGUACAAUGGAUUCAAUACUUGCCCUGGUGGCUUGGUUGAAGGAAUUGCAGACUGGGUUCGAUUGAACGCCAAUUUGAGUCCACCUCAUUGGAAGAGAGAGGCCAGUGGGAAAUGGGAUGCAGGUUACCAACACACCGGCUACUUUCUUGAAUAUCUGGAACAGAGAUUCGGCAAAGGCACUGUAAGGAGGGUGAACGAAAAAUUGAGAGUUGAGCGAUACGAAGAGAAACGAUUUUGGACUGAGCUUUGUGGAAGGCCGGUAGAACAACUCUGGAAAGAUUAUUCAAAGUAUCUACAGGAAGAGGAGAGGAAAGCAGAAGAAGAAGAGUGUGUGAUUGUGGAAAAGGAAGAUGCUAUAACACCCAAACAGCCCAAGUGUGAAGGAGAUAAAGUGACGCUUGCCACAACAACAGAGGAAACGAAAGAUAACCCCACAAACACUGAGAAGCUUGAGUGAAUUUCAGGGACACUUUCUGAAACGAUAUAUCACAUUACGAAUCUUAAAAACAGUCCUUCUCCGUCAUUUCACCUGAUGCAUAUGGCAUGUUUCACAUCAAUAUUUAUCUCAAGUUGUUCAAGAUGAGCUUGUACAAUUCGAAAGGUGGUUGUCAAUCAAGAUUCCAGUUGCUCACAAGGUUCAAUCAUUGGCUAACAUAAAUUGUUAUAGAAGGACAGAAUAGCAUAGAGUGAGACUAUUUAUAUUAUGAUUAUACAUUACAUAUUUUUAUUACCUCCACAUUCUUGCAAUCUCCAACAUACUACAUCUUUCCCGUUUACUCCAUCUCUGCCCUGAAUACAUCAUCCGCCCAGAUGAUUUUGAUCUCAAUGGCUAUGGGUAGGAAACAAGAACUAAGAGUAUGCUCCGAAUCCAAAUCUACGACCGAAGACA
Molecule: messenger RNA, 1786 nt
Organism: Botrytis cinerea B05.10
Lineage: Eukaryota; Fungi; Ascomycota; Leotiomycetes; Helotiales; Sclerotiniaceae
Exons: 1
Coding region: 386-1354 (322 amino acids)
Source: RefSeq, a predicted model, not a curated record